Messenger RNA from Aphis gossypii (cotton aphid), 2756 nucleotides. Its product is annotated as EH domain-containing protein 3-like. Gene Ontology annotation, molecular function: calcium ion binding; GTP binding; protein binding. Gene Ontology annotation, cellular component: cytoplasm; plasma membrane. NCBI's taxonomy places the organism in Eukaryota, Metazoa, Arthropoda, Insecta, Hemiptera, Aphididae. Gene Ontology annotation, biological process: endosomal transport; endocytosis. The transcript is spliced from 9 exons. The coding region runs from base 300 to 1964 and encodes 554 amino acids. The record is from RefSeq and is a predicted model, not a curated record.
UGACAAUGACGCUAUCUUACAGAUAUCGUUCGUCGUUGACCGUUAUCGAUUCGUUGUUGUAGACACUUGUAGUCGUUAUCUACUUGUCAUUUUGUAUUUUUGUUAAAAAGAAGCAUGAUUUAAGAUAGUUAAAUCUUAAAUCGUGGUAAGUAGUGUGUGUUUGAUGUUUGUAGAGGUAGUAGUUACUUUUUACUAGUAUGAUCUGUCACUGGAAGUUCUAAACUCUAAAGUACAUAUUCGAAAGUUUUAAUUUUGAGUUCAGUUUUAGAUUAUUUAUUUCUAAUUUUUUUUUGUCAAAAAUGGGUGUACUUCCACAUUAUUAUGUCCGCUGCUGUAAAGCCUUAAGUAAACACCCGAAUUUUACUAAGAUUAUCCACCGUUCAUUUUACAAGAAUUUUGUAAAAGACGAUGAUACAUUUCUCAAUCGUUUAAAAAACGUUUAUAAAUCUAAAGUCUUACCUCUUGAAAAACAAUAUUUGUUUCAUGAGUUUCAUUUGCCACCAUUAACUGAUCAAGAUUUUGAUGCAAAACCCAUGGUACUAUUUGUUGGUCAAUAUUCUACUGGAAAAACUUCAAUGAUAAGAUAUCUAAUUGAAAAAGAUUAUCCCGGUAUUCGUAUAGGCCCAGAACCAACAACAGAUAAAUUUAUGGUGAUCAUGGGUGGUGAUAAUGAACAAUCUAUACCUGGUAAUGCUCUUGUUGCUGACCCAACUAAAAAUUUUGGUGACUUGUCACGAUUUGGAAAUAAGUUUUUAAAAAAACUUAAUUGUGGAAUUGUGAAUACUCCGCUAUUGAAAUCCAUUACUUUUGUUGAUACACCUGGUAUAUUAUCGGGAGAAAAACAAAGAGCUCAACGAGAUUACAAUUUUAAUCAAGCUUUAAAUUGGUUUGCUGAGCGGUCAGAUAUGAUAGUAUUGACUUUUGAUGCUAAUAAAUUGGAUAUCUCAGAUGAAUUGAAAGAAGCUAUUGAUGUAUUGAAAAAUCAUGACAGUAAAUUAAGAAUUAUUUUAAAUAAAGCAGAUACAAUUGAUUCAAGAUCAGUGCUAAGAGUUCAUGGCGCACUCAUGUGGGCUCUUGGAAAAACAAUAGAUUGUCCAGAAGUUCCAAGAGUGUAUGUUGGUUCAUUUUGGGAUCAGCCUUAUAGAAACGAUGUUAAUCGGAUUAUGUUUAAUGAUGAAGAAAAUGACUUAUUUCAAGAUAUGAAAUCUCUUCCACAUAAUUCAUUCAUAUCUAAAUUGAACCAUAUUGGAAAGAGAGCAAACACAGCAAUUGUACAUGCAUAUAUCAUGAGUGAACUCAAGUCGCGUGUACCACUAUUAUCAAGAAUUAUAAAUAAAAGUCAUUGUCAAAAUGAGCUAAUAAAUAAUUUGGAAAAUGUGUUUGCUGAAAUCCAGGAUAAAUACAAAAACCUUAGUGAAGGAGAUUUUCCAGAUGUUAAAAAUAUGAAGGCAAUAUUAAAAGGAAAAGAUUUUUCUUCUUUCAAAUCUUUAGAUCAAAAAUUAAUCAAUCGCGCAACAAAUUUAAUGGAUGGAUUCAAUAUAGAAAUGACAAUGAAUGAAGUAGACGUACAAAGUAAUGUAAUACCAUGUCAAAAUGACGUUUCAACUCCGUUUUAUGCAAAAACUAAAGGAAUUGAUGAAGGCAAAUAUGAUCAAAGAUGGAUUGUUGAAUAUUACAGGGAACCAUUUGACAAUAUUUUUAAUAAUUUAGUAAAGAAUGACGGAAAAGUAGUUCGCACUGCUGCUAAAGAAGAAUUUUUAAAGUCGAAAUUACCUAAUUCAGUAUUAUCCAAGAUAUGGAAAUUAGCUGACCAGGAUGAAGAUGGUCUUUUAGAUUCUGAUGAAUUUGCCUUAGCUAUGUAUUUAAUCAAGAUCAAAUUAGAAGGCUCCGAAUUGCCUGAUUCUUUACCAAAACAUUUGGUGCCUCCAUCAAAAAGCAAUAAUGCAAAUAAUAUUGUUUCUUAAAGAUUAAGAUCUUGAAUAGGGCUACUGGAUAAAAAUUUGAAUAACUUCACCUCUGUGAUAUUUUUUACUAUAAUACAUUAUUUUAAUACUGCUGGAAACUUUUAUAUGUUAUUACUUAUGUAUCAUGUAAUUAAUAUUUAAAUUAUGUGUUAUUGAUUUAUAAUGUGGAAAACAAUGUUACCAAAUUACAGGAAUUAAGUAAAAUAGUAUUUGAAUAUGAUAAAAUAAUUAUAAAAUGUUAUUUUAUUUUUAACUGUUUAUACGUUACUACAUGGUAGUAUUACACUGUACAAUUUAUAUAUUUUUUUAUUAUAAUUGUUUAAAACAAGUAAAAUAAAACACAGGUGUUAUAAUGUUUUUUUUUUAAUUUUUAUAUUUCUUAGAGCAUAAGUGAUUUAGUUUAUGUCUGAUGUAAAAUAUAAAAAUAAUAAGUCAUCUUAAGUUAUCACUUAGAACAAAUAAGAUAGCACAUUGUAAUAUACUAAACUUAGGGAUAACUUUUUUCCAUUUCCAUCCCCUUUAUGAAAGAAAUUUAAAAUUGAUGAGAAAAUAUAGGUAUUAUAUUUAUAUUUAUAUUUUCUUAAAUGUUGUAAGACUAAACUAAGAUCAAAAUAAAUGGUGAUGUAAUUAUAUCGUUUGAAAUAUUGAUUAUAAAUUAUAAUUAAUGAAAAAUGACCUAUAUUAACCAUAUUAUGAUUUCAGUUCAUUUUUACAAAUCUGGCAAAUUGUUACAGAAUUUUUAAUUAUCUUUCUAUACUUCUACUAUGUGUAAAAAUAUAUUUUAAUUAAUAA